UCCGUGCAGAUCAAUCACCAAGAUUUACUACUUGUGCUAGACGAAAUUUAAGGGAACAAAUUCGUAGGCCGGCCGAGCCGAGAAGUAUCACGCGAUGGCCGCGUCGACCAGGCGAGCCGCAGCGGCGAUGCUGUGGCUGGCGGUGGCGAUUAUUGCCGCGGCGCUGGCGGCGGAGACGGGCGGGGCGGAGGCGGAGCAGCUGGGGUGCUUCUGCGACUGCAUGAAGAACCGAUGCAUGACGCUCGGCGCGAGCGCAGACAAGUUCGACUGCGCGGCCGCCUGCACCGGCGGCUGCACGCAGAUCGGCCAGCCGGGCCAGCCCAGGGCCGACGACUUUUGCGGCUUCUGAUGAGCCCGCAGGCUCUUGGGCUUGCAGGUUAGCAGCCCAGUUGGACGCCACGGCGACCGGCCCAGUCCAGAAUGAUGAAUUCAUGCAUCAUGUGUGCAUGGAUGUCCCAAAACAUGCGUGUAAAGCUGACUGUUAAUAUUUUGUUAUUAUUAUUAUUACUCCUUGCAUAAAAAAUAUUAUUACUCCUA
Messenger RNA from Sorghum bicolor (sorghum), 537 nucleotides. RefSeq lists its product as uncharacterized. The transcript has a single exon. The coding region runs from base 95 to 349 and encodes 84 amino acids. The record is from RefSeq and is a predicted model, not a curated record. Lineage: Eukaryota; Viridiplantae; Streptophyta; Magnoliopsida; Poales; Poaceae.